AUGUUCCGUGGAUCACGUCUGAGGAAGGGGGACGCGCCAACUGUUACGUUCCUGCCUUGCUCUUCGGCGCAUUGUACGGAACUGCUCGCCUCAGAGAGGACAAGAUUGAAUCCGCUCCAUCCGCUUGAAAAAGCCAUGCUUUUAGGCGAUCAAACGCCCGCAAAGGAGAAAUACUCGUACUGGCACAUCGUUCAUAUCCGCGAAGGGAAUACGAGCACGGCGUCGUCCAUGUCGUGUGCUUGUCAUCGAGAUUCGCGGCAUUGUGCAGUGUUCUAUUAUCAUUGCAUCCUAACGCGAACGGUAGUCCUGCCUGCAGAAAUAGAGCCACAUGAUGCUCACUUUGACUUCAAUGCCGCGACUGGCGCUACUCGGAACUCCGAUGUUAAACUAUCACCUCGAGCAUUCGAACAAACGUCUCGCUGUUCUGUCGGCUUCUUUCAUAGUUGGCUAAAAUUGAACAUUAUCACCGCGGCGAGCAACGAUAUGGAAGAGGAGAUAAAACAAGCAAAAAGAUUGAUAAAAGCGAAGCGUUAUGUCGGGCCCCAAAGUCCGAAUCCCCUCGCCACCAUAACAAUUACUUAG
Messenger RNA from Guyanagaster necrorhizus, 582 nucleotides. RefSeq lists its product as uncharacterized. Bases 1 to 582 code for a protein of 193 amino acids. The record is from RefSeq and is a predicted model, not a curated record. NCBI's taxonomy places the organism in Eukaryota, Fungi, Basidiomycota, Agaricomycetes, Agaricales, Physalacriaceae. The transcript has 3 exons.